AUGCUCGCUUCUUCGAUCGGUGAGUUGCCUCAUAGAGGCGCUGUGGAAAUAAACCGGCACUCGUCUCAAUCACAACCUGGAGCAGUCCCCGUGACAGGGUUGCAUGAUCAAGAGAGUAAGACCUUCCUAGAUGCCGCUUGCACGUCAGUUUUCCUUCCUCACAUCAACAUCAGCUGUAGGGCAAAUUCGGUUGGAACUCCGCGUAUGGACAGUGAUGACGCAGCAUCUGUGUCCAAAGCAAAGUACAUCAAGGAACAUUUCGUUGAGCCAGCUUCCACAUGA
Molecule: messenger RNA, 282 nt
Organism: Protopolystoma xenopodis
Lineage: Eukaryota; Metazoa; Platyhelminthes; Monogenea; Polystomatidea; Polystomatidae
Source: the annotation of a GenBank genome assembly